AUUUAUAAAAAGACCGGAGAGACAUUUUCAUCCCGGUCGUAGACAAGCCCUCUCAACUAAAAUCCCCAAUAUCUAAUCGAACAGCCAGCGAAGACGAAGAUGCAAGCAAUUUCAAAGCGAUUAGGGCAGCAAUGCCCCAAAUCUUCCUUCUCCGUCAAAGCCCUCUAUCCAAUCUCUAAUCACUAUAAUGGUUAUGAUAAUCCGAGGUACGCGUCGUCCUUGGCGACUAAAGGCGUGGGGCAUUUAGUUCGUAAAGGGACUGGCGGAAGAUCGUCUGUUAGUGGCAUUGUUGCUACGGUGUUCGGGGCUACUGGGUUUCUUGGCCGGUAUCUUGUGCAACAACUCGCUAAAAUGGGUUCUCAGGUGCUAGUUCCUUUCCGAGGUUCUGAGGAUGAUCCUCGACACCUAAAAUUAAUGGGAGACUUGGGUCAGAUUGUUCCAAUGAAAUACAACCCGAGAGAUGAAGAUUCAAUCAAAGCAGUGAUGGCCAAAGCAAACGUUGUUAUUAAUCUUAUUGGAAGGGAUUACGGAACUAGAAAUUAUAGUUUGGAGGAAGUAAACCACCACAUGGCAGAAAGACUUGCAAUUAUCUCCAAAGAACAUGGUGGUAUUAUGAGAUUUAUACAAAUUUCAUGCUUAGGGGCAUCCUCCUCAUCUCCUUCUAGAAUCCUUAAAGCUAAAGCUGCCGCCGAGGAAGCUAUAUUACGAGAAAUACCUGAGGCCACAAUUAUGAAAUCUGCUCUGAUGAUUGGUACAGAAGAUCGGAUUCUAAAUCCAUGGGCUCAUAUGGCGAAAAAUUAUGGCUUUGUCCCACUGUUUGGGGAUGGAUCUACCAAAAUUCAACCAGUGUAUGUUUCUGACGUUGCAUCUGCCGUUGUCUCGGCCUUGAAAGAUGAUGGUACCAGCAUGGGAAAAGUUUACGAACUCGGUGGACCAGAUAUUUAUACCAUGCGUCAGCUGGCAGAGCUCAUGUAUGAGAUGAUCCGUGAAUAUCCUAAGUAUGUGAAUGUUCCAUUCUCAAUAGCCAAGGCCAUUGCAACUCCUCGAGAAAUAAUGCUGAAUAAACUUCCGUUUCCGUUGCCAUUCCCAACUUAUUUCAACUUAGAUAUGAUCAAUGCCCUUACAUCAGAUACACUUGUGUCGGAUAAUGCUUUAACUUUCAGUGAUCUUGGGCUUGUGCCACGGAAGGUGAAGGGCUAUCCUGUUGAGUAUCUGAUCCAAUACCGUAAAGGUGGGCCAAAUUAUGGUUCUACAGCCAGUGAAAGAGAAAUUUCAGAGUACAAUCCAUGAUGUCUGAUCUCAAAUGCUGGACUAUCUUUCCACAAACCUAGAAGCUUUGAAAGUUUCAGAUGGCUGUUCUUUCUUUUGAGACGCUAACAGCGAAUAAAACAAAUGGAGGAUUAUUCUUGCAUCAUGAUUGUAUAAUUUGUGAAAUGUUCAGAUCACAUGUUAAAUACCAGAGAACAGUCGUGUGAUCAUUUGGGCUGGAUCAAGCCUUGCUUAAUACAAGUGUAGAAGCUGUUUGUAUUUUUAUUAAAGCUUGAUAAUUCAUCAGCUGGCAUAUUCACUUCCUUUUUAGUUCAAGUUUUCUGCGGAGGGAAAUAAACCAAAUUUGAUUGCA
Messenger RNA from Daucus carota subsp. sativus, 1621 nucleotides. RefSeq names its product NADH dehydrogenase [ubiquinone] 1 alpha subcomplex subunit 9, mitochondrial. The record is from RefSeq and is a predicted model, not a curated record. Gene Ontology annotation, cellular component: mitochondrion. Lineage: Eukaryota; Viridiplantae; Streptophyta; Magnoliopsida; Apiales; Apiaceae. The transcript is spliced from 13 exons. Bases 100 to 1290 code for a protein of 396 amino acids. Gene Ontology annotation, molecular function: protein-containing complex binding.